Bombyx mandarina (wild silkworm) is the source of this 1995-nucleotide messenger RNA. RefSeq names its product facilitated trehalose transporter Tret1. Gene Ontology annotation, cellular component: membrane. Lineage: Eukaryota; Metazoa; Arthropoda; Insecta; Lepidoptera; Bombycidae. Gene Ontology annotation, molecular function: transmembrane transporter activity. The record is from RefSeq and is a predicted model, not a curated record. Gene Ontology annotation, biological process: transmembrane transport.
UAAAUAUUCGAUAUCUUAAAUGACUAUUUAUUUUUAUUGCAUCCACGAUCAGUUUUAUGUUGUUCGUUAUUUUAUGAGCAUGUCUCUUCGAACACGUUACGAAAGAUGUUCCACGCCAUCUGCGAAACAGUGCUUUGUGGUUUCCAGUGUGAUCUUGAACAUGAUCUCGUAUGGGCUGACGACUGGAUACAACGCUACGUUGUUCUCUGAACUUAGGAAGACACGGGAGAUAGCUUUGGACAUACAUUCCGAAUCUUGGUUGGCAUCUAUGAUGGGAAUAACGCUUUUCGUGGGAUCUGUCAUCGGUUCACUAGUUAUGGAGACCAUCGGUCGAAGGUCAGCGGUUCUCAUGAGUUCGAUAUUCAUGAUCUGUGGAUGGACAUCAUUCAGUUUCGCUUCGUCUUUUCCUGUUUUGUUCAUAGCGAAAUUAUUUCAAGGAAUAUCAGCCGGAAUCGGUACUAAUGUCGGAAGCAUUUUAAUUGCAGAAUACAGUAGUCCCAAAUACAGGGGCUCUUUCAUAGCGACGAUACCAACUGGUUUAUUGUUGGGCAUAUUUAUUUCACAUACUUUUGGAAUGUUUUACGGCUGGCACCAAUUAUGUAUAAUACUACUAUUUUUCUCCUUACCCGGAUUAAUUGCAAUUGUUUUCUCACCAGAAUCACCGAGUUUUCUGGUAACUAAGGGACGUUACGAUGAAUGCAGGAAGAUUUUUCGCUGGUUGAGAGGAACUGAUGAGGAUGAUGAACUCGAAACUAUGAUUAAAACUAAUAUGAUACUUCAAGAAACCAAGAAGGUUGAAUUUUGCAAUGUGUCGAAAUUAAUUCAGAAUAAACUGGCAUAUGGUGUCACUGCAUUCAAAAAGAAAGAAUUUCGCAUUCCAGUUCUGAUUAUGAUGCACUUAAGCGCUAUAAUGCAAUUUAGCGGCUCCUUGGUCUGCGAUAUGUAUGCCUUAGACGUCCACACAGCAUUGUAUGGUACCGAUGUGUACAUGUUCAAAGUAAUGACGUCUCUGGAUGUUCUGAGACUUGUGGCCACUGUGUCGGCCGUUUACAUCACCAGCAGGGUGAGGAGGCGCUCCAUGCUGUUAGUGUUCGUGUCGCUGAACAUAGUGACAGAUCUGUGCAUAGCUGGACACGUCUACGCCAGACAACACGGUCUUCUUCCGUUCGAUCAUUGGGCGAUUAGUUUAUUUCUCCACCACUUUCUUUACUUCAUUAUCGGGACUGGGUCCAUGCCAUUGGCGAUAAUCAUUGGUGGCGAAAUAUUCCCUUUAGCAGACAGAGGUUUCUGUUCGGUAAUUUCUAGAAUAUUUUGCUCCGUUUACAUGUUUGUGAACAUCAAAUCCGCUCCAUAUUUAUUCUCGUCGGUGGGUGUUGACGGGGCCUUCUCUUUGUAUGCCUUGAUCCAUUCUUAUAGUUUGAUUGUUACUUUAAUUUUGUUACCGGAAACGAAAGAUAAAACUCUAGAACGAAUCGAAGAUGAGUUUAGGGGACAUACUAUUGCUAAUCACGAAGAAGCCUUUGAGAUGAAGGAUUAUGACGUGAGGGAUGAUGGUGAUUAAGGGUUUUUAUGUAAUAACAUGUUUGCGUCAGGUUGGUGAGAAGAAUCUUAUCUAGGUUUCUAGUAAUUAGAAGUAAGGAAAUAAAGCCGUCAGUGCCUCAUUCUUAGGACAAGUUAAUAUCCGCGUGUUAUUCGUUUAGUUUCUAUGUCUCUCCUUCUGAGUCAAGCCAGCCUAAGGAGAUGUUCUCGAUGUGGCAAUAAACAACUUCCGUAACUUAGGCGUAAAAUUAAAUACAUUUCCAAAGAUAAGCGUAAAUACUUUUUGUUUGAUUGUGGUUCGUAAAUUCAAAAUGACUCUUAAGUCAAUGACACCAUUGUUAGUACCUCCUUGUUUGUGAAAUUGCUUAUAUAAUAAUACUUUAAGAAGAUAUAGUGAAAGUACCUACGUCAUGUUAAAAAAUAGUUUUUUUAUAAUCGUAAAAAAAGAAAUAUGUC